Molecule: messenger RNA, 927 nt
Organism: Ornithorhynchus anatinus (platypus)
Lineage: Eukaryota; Metazoa; Chordata; Mammalia; Monotremata; Ornithorhynchidae
Product: olfactory receptor 12-like
Exons: 1
Biological process (GO): sensory perception of smell; G protein-coupled receptor signaling pathway
Cellular component (GO): membrane
Molecular function (GO): odorant binding; G protein-coupled receptor activity; olfactory receptor activity
Source: RefSeq, a predicted model, not a curated record
AUGGAGAAUCUCACCACUGUCACUGAGUUCAUCCUCCUGGGGUUCCGAGGCGGGCCGUGGUUGCAAGGAACACUAUUUCUAACGUUCCUGGUCCUGUACGGCGUGACCGUGGUGGGCAAUCUCGGAAUGGUUGCCAUCAUCACUCUGGACUCCCAGCUUCACACUGCCAUGUACUCCUUCCUCUGCAGCCUAUCUCUCCUGGAAGUCUGCUAUUCCUCUACUAUCGCCCCCAGGGCCCUGCUUAAUUUCGUCUCAGAGCGGGCAGCCAUCUCCUUCCCUGGCUGUGCCACUCAGUUCUUUUUCCUCUCCCUCUUUGGGACGACAGAGGCUUUCCUCCUGGCCACCAUGGCAUAUGAUCGCUUCAUCGUCAUCUGUGACCCCCUCCACUAUUCCAUGAUCAUGUCCCAUGGAAUCUGCCAUCUGCUGGUGGGGGGCUUGUACCUCUGGGGAGUGGUCAACGCCUUGACCCAAACCACCAUGAUCUUCUGAUUACUGUUCUGUGGGCCCAACAAAAUCGAUGGCUUCUUCUGCGACGUCCUCCCGAUCCUGACCCCGUCCUGCUCCGACACGCUGAGCAACCAGCUGGUCUUGCUCGGCCUGGGUGGCUCCAUCAUCAUGGGCACCUUCUCCAUCGUCUCGAUCUCCUACGUCCUUGUCCUCUCUACCAUCCUGAGGAUCCUCUCAGCAGAGGGACAGAUGAGAGCCUUCUCCACCUGUGUCUCCCACCUGGUGGGCGUGGGUCUGUUUUAUGGCUCUGUCUUCUUCAUGUAUGCCCAGUCCGGUGCCACCUCGAACAUGGAGCAGAGCAAGGUGGUGUCCAUCUUCUACACCGUCAUCAUUCCAGGGCUGAAUCCUAUCAUCUACAGUCUGAGGAACAAAGAUGUCAAGGAGGCAUUGAAGAGGAUCAGGAAGAAGCUCUCUCUGUGA